Tetrahymena thermophila SB210 is the source of this 1545-nucleotide messenger RNA. RefSeq lists its product as hypothetical. Gene Ontology annotation, molecular function: GTPase activator activity; small GTPase binding. The record is from RefSeq and is a predicted model, not a curated record. Lineage: Eukaryota; Ciliophora; Oligohymenophorea; Hymenostomatida; Tetrahymenidae. Gene Ontology annotation, cellular component: perinuclear region of cytoplasm; cytosol; nucleus. Gene Ontology annotation, biological process: nucleocytoplasmic transport; activation of GTPase activity. The transcript has 16 exons.
AUGACAGAAAAAAUAUUACAUACAAAAUCUUUUAAAAAUUUUUUUGGAAUUUCUCCUACUACUGACCAUACUUAUGUUCAUCUUGAUUUUAAGAUUUACGAUUCGUCUAAAAUAGUUCCAGCUUAGCUUGAAGAGACAAAAAUAUAUUGUUCCUUUAGGACAUGUAUAUGGGAUUAUUCCAAUGAAUGGGAGGACAAAUUAACAGGAAUUAGAUUUAUAAAAUAUGGAAAUUAAUAAUGGGAUACAAAACUUAUUGGUGAUUAGGCUUUAUCUGAUAUAGGAUGUGCUUUAGCUAAAUACUCUAAACUAAAAAAAUUAUUACUCAAUCUUAAUUCAAAUGAAGUUGGUCACUACGGGACAUAAGAUUUACUUAUUGAAUUAGCUAAUUGUGCUCAUCUUACUACUUUAAUUCUUGACUUAGGGUCUAAUAAAGUUAGGAACUAAGGUUUAAUACGCUUGUGCUCUGCUUUACCAAACUGUUCUAAUCUUUCAACAAUAUCAAUUAAUUUAAGGGAUAACUAUAUUGGGGAUGAGAGUAUGUCAAGCUUCAAUUAUUUAGCAAAACUAAAUAAUUUAUCAAAUUUGACUAUUAAUCUUGAUAAAAACUAAAUUGGAUCGAUCGGUUAUGAGAAUUUGAUUUGUGCUAUUUAUUAAUGUAGUCUCCAAUUUCUAACACUUUCAUUAUGUAAUAAUAAAAUAGGAAAAUAGGCUUUUACAGAUUUCUAACAUGAAUUAUCAAAUAAUUUAAUUGUUGAGCACAUUAAUCUGUCUUUACUAAAUAACUGUAUAAAUGAAGAAGGGUUGAUAAAAAUAGGUAAGGGUUUAUCUUAAUUCAAGUAGCUUUCUAGUUUAACUCUCGAUAUCAAGUAUUAUUAUAGCUAUAAAGCUUUUUCUGGAUUAUGUACUAUUUUAGCUGAUUGCUCAAAUCUUAGAUUUUUAAAGCUAUUUUUAUGGUAUCCUGAUAAUGAAUAGUUUGAGCUUUUUAGUUCCAUAGGAAAAUUAGUCAGUAUAUCAGAACUUGAAUUAAAUUUAGAAUGUUUAUAAAUAAAUGAUUCUGAUAUCUCAUAUCUUGGUUUUGUCAUAUAGAAACUAUCAAAACUUUAAAAUUUAGGACUUUAUCUAAAAGGAAAUAUUAUUGGAGAGGAAGGAGUAAUAAGUUUAUGUGAGUCUUUAGCAUAAUGUAGUAAACUAUCAAGACUAGCUCUUGAUCUUGAAAAUAACAAAAUCAAUAGAAAUUCAGUAUAAUUGUUAAGUUCUAAGUUAACUGAUUUAAAUAAUUUGUCAACCUUAUAAAUAUGUAUUGACAAUAACACAUUGCAUGUACUUAAUACUUUGAUUAACUGUAAUCACUUCUCAACUUUAGCUAUUAAAGGAGGAUAUUCACUUUUAUAAAAUGAAUCUUUAUUAUCUAAUUUGAAAUUCAAAAACAACAAUCUGAGAGUUUUGAUAUUUGAUAUUUAAUAUUAAUCGAGUAUAAAUCAUGAUGCUUUAAAAUUUAAGCUUUACAAAUUGAAGAGAGCAGUUCAUAUAAAAUUUAAACAAUGA